GACAUUACUGUCACACCUUUUUUCAAACAUCAGCUCAGCAGUUGGCUGAUGAUGUCAAUCGAGACAAUGGCAGAGCUGAAGUGUGUCAUAUUUUGGGGAUUUUUUACAUUAUUCUGGACCCUCUCCAGAGGAGAUUUAGAGGUCAGCUGCCAGUUCAGCAGGACUUGCAUCCUGCCAUGCAGCUUUCCUCCAGGUGAUCAGGUUGUCAUUCACUGGAUUAGACAUUUACCUAUAAAAUCCCAAGUACACUCCUACUACCACAACCAGGAUCAAAUGGGACAGCAGAGUGACGAGUUUAAAGGCAGAACCUCACUGUCCAAUCAAUUGAUCUCUACUGGAAACGCUUCUCUGCAGCUGAGUAAUGUGAUGGUACAGGACGAAGGGAGAUAUCAGUGUUACACCAGCACCAUCAAUGGAAACAAAGAGACCUUCAUUCAACUAAAGGUUUAUGAAGUGAGCAUUGAAACUCUGACUCAGCCAGCCUCUGAGGCACUGCAGCCAGGUCAACGUCUGACCAUCAGAUGUCAGGUCUCUUAUUCUUUCGACGACUACUAUGGAGCUUGGAUCAGACAUCCUGCAGGCAAAGGAGUGGAGUGGAUUGGGAUGAAAUCAAAUUGGUUCACAUUCUACAAAGAUUCACUGAAGAAUAAGUUCAGUAUUGAUAUAGAUGCUUCCAGUAGUACAGUGACUCUGAAUGGAGAGAAUAUGCAGCCUGAAGACUCUGCUGUGUAUUACUGUGCAAGAUACAACGCCAACCACAGUGACACAACGAGCAGCAGAGCUGUACAAAAACCCCUUGGUGUCUAAACUAAUCCACUGUUCUACAAAGGGCUCUCAGAUUAUUGGCUAAAUUAAUAAAUGAAAAAUGAAACAAAAUGUAGAGAAAGGUUACAUUUUCUUUAUUUAAUGAUAAUGAAUUAAAUCUAUAAUUUUAAGGUUUUUGUUCUGUAUCAGAAUCUCAUGUUUCAUAAAUAUUUUUUGGGUAAAAAGAGAAAAACCCUUUUGUCUUUCUAUUGCAAAUUACUGAAUCUACUUUGUUACCUGUUAGUUGUGAGAGAGAAUUAUAGUGUUUCAUGUAAUGGGACAUGAUUCUGCUGUUGGUCUAUAGAGCAUGAAAUAAACCAACAAAUAAACUGAAAAUCUCAAAAGAAUUUAAAGUAAAAAAAAAAAGUUAAACAUGGCCUGCAAGAAAGUAUAUUUAUAUGAAUGAAAUAAAUAUAUUUUUGAAGAAAUGUUAGAAUAUCAAUAAACAAAGAUUAGUUACUGGUUUUCCCUCUCUAAAUGUUUGUGUAGAUAAAGAGGUACCAAAAAAAGGGCUCAGCUGUAAUUGUGGGUUGAGAUUUUCUGUUUUUCAGGAAUCGUCUCAACAUGCGGUUCAACAGAAAUACUUCUUAGUUACUUCUUUUAACAAACAGCUUAAAAUGUGUAUCAGAAGUGGAGGAGAGCUUCAGAAACUCCUCAGUAUAUCAAGUUCUCAUAAAAAAAAAACCCACAAGAGAAACCAGUAGAUUGAUUUAUAAUAGACUGCUGUAACAGAAAAAGAUUCACUUUGUGAAUUAUCAACUUACCUGUUUAAAUAUAGAAAAAUUUAAUUCCUAAAAAGGCUGAUGUGUGUGAACUUUUAUUGCAAAUUUUAAAAGUAAUUUAUUGAUGGCCUGCACUGCUCUGGUUGAAU
Cyprinodon variegatus (sheepshead minnow) is the source of this 1675-nucleotide messenger RNA. RefSeq names its product CD276 antigen-like. The record is from RefSeq and is a predicted model, not a curated record. Gene Ontology annotation, biological process: positive regulation of T cell proliferation; immune response; T cell costimulation. The coding region runs from base 49 to 807 and encodes 252 amino acids. Lineage: Eukaryota; Metazoa; Chordata; Actinopteri; Cyprinodontiformes; Cyprinodontidae. The transcript is spliced from 3 exons. Gene Ontology annotation, cellular component: external side of plasma membrane.